Astrephomene gubernaculifera is the source of this 1391-nucleotide messenger RNA. The record is from the annotation of a GenBank genome assembly. Lineage: Eukaryota; Viridiplantae; Chlorophyta; Chlorophyceae; Chlamydomonadales; Astrephomenaceae.
CUCCUAUUCGUGAUAUCACAAUGUCAGGCUACUUGUGUUUUUAAGACUUCACUAAGCAUUUUUAGGUGGCUCUUGUAUCUACCCACAAUGCAGCUGCAAGCGUCCUCCCGUCUGUGUGAGCCUGCGGGCUUGGUGCGCUGUGGUCGCCGUGCCUUCGCGCCAAUCCACUGCAAUGCUGUGUCACCACGCGCGUCAAAUAACGCUAAUACAUCCAGCACACCUAGCCGAUUGCCUUUGUCCCGGCCUGCUCGACUUGUGAAUGGUCCGCACGUGCCGCUUCAGCGCCAAGCGCCGAUCUGCCAAUCGGUUGCAACCGGAAAACUUAUUUCCAGCACUGAAGUACCGUCGUUUAUUCCGCGCGAUGACAUGAUGGACCAGCUAUAUCGCUGGAGCACGAUGGAGGCCGGUGAGAGCGGCCAGCGGAACUUUGGUAUGCCCAUGACGGUGGAGCCAGUGUACUAUGAGGAGAAGCUGUGGGGCUAUACUGUAUCCAUCUUCAAAGAGGGCGUCAAGCUAACGGACAUUGGUGUCAUGUUCGAUAAGAAUGCGGUUACCAAGUACGAGUGGGUGGGCCGCGGCGAGGACGGCUUCCCCGUAAUGGAGGGCAAGACGGAUGAGGUCAAGGGGAAGAACUUCGAGAUCUGGAAGCUGGACAGUGAGCCGGUUUCGGAGGAUCUGCGCUCCGUGAUCCGAGCCUACUGUACGGCACUUGUGGCGGCCCUGAACCGCUACUACGCCUUCGGCUCGGUCUUUGUGGACGAUGCGCAGUAAGGGGUUUCGGAGCAACCCAAUUGGAUCUCAUGGCUCGCUGGACUGCAGCCGCUGUCCGGUUGCGGCUCCGUAGUGGUUGCUGCCUGGGCGGCCGCCGCGGACAGCGGACAUACUGAUGAUAGCGGUGGGGCACGACAGCGAUGGUGGUGCUGGCUGGGUUGCUAGGUGGCAGGUGGCAGCGGUCCCGUGCGAGUUGGGGCUCUCAUGGGGCGGUGGUGCUUGGGGGGCCCUUGAAGCUGGCUUGGGUAACACCGUUUGUAGCUUUAACGCGGCUCGAGAAGGGCUAUAGUUGUUGUAGCAGGGCUACAAAUGAUAAGGUUACAGUUGUUGUUUGAGGGCGAGCAGGAAUGUGAGGAAUGGAGCGGGGGGUGAAAUUGGCUGAGGCCGCGCUGGUCGCCGUUUAGUGCUCGUUUUUGCUCGUGAGCUUAUACACCUUUCCGGAUUUUGGCUUGGUCGUAAGCCAUUUUGCUGAAUAGGCACAGUAUAUAUGCGACAUUAUCGUCCAUAGCUAUGUGAAAUUGUCGUGCAAUUUUUGCUUUCGUAUAUUGACCGACCCACUGACCCGCGGGUCAACUGGCUGGUAUUGCCAGCACACAGAAGCUUGUAAAUAUCACAAGGCA